Pantherophis guttatus is the source of this 5934-nucleotide messenger RNA. It is a transcript of the gene SV2B, whose product is annotated as synaptic vesicle glycoprotein 2B. Gene Ontology annotation, biological process: transmembrane transport; chemical synaptic transmission. Lineage: Eukaryota; Metazoa; Chordata; Lepidosauria; Squamata; Colubridae. The record is from RefSeq and is a predicted model, not a curated record. Gene Ontology annotation, cellular component: neuron projection; synaptic vesicle membrane. Gene Ontology annotation, molecular function: transmembrane transporter activity.
AAUCUCCCUUUUUUGCUCUCCAGUGAGUGGCUGGACUUCCUCCUCCCUCACUUUUCCAUCUCGCCUUACCUGGUCGCGCAUCCUCAGUGGGUUCAAUCCUCUCCCAGAGAUUUACUCCUCCUAAUCUCUCUCUCUCUCUCUCUCCCCACCCCGCCCCGGCUGCUCCAUCUGAACAGCCGACGGCUGAACAAACAGAAGGAGAAACAACCGAGGAACAAAUGAACGGACGGGUUGGCUGUCAGGCAGGAGGCAUUUGCUACUUUGGGAUGUGACUUUCCACAGGAAGAUGGACCAGGAAAGCAGACGAUCUGCCAAAACUCACUAGCACCUGAAUGAGAAGAGCCGCUGAUCCCUUGGGUUUCCUCCCGCAACAUCGCUUGACAGCUGAAGGAUCCAGAAGACACGAAAAGGCAGUGCUAAAAUACCAUGGCAUGCUUCAGGAAGGAUACAGUUCCUUAAUUCAAGCUUCAUCUGAAUUGUGGUGGCUUGAUCACCUAUAAAGCACAUCUUCAAAGGAAGAGGCAGUUAUGCCCAUGUAGUUAACUGAACAGGUUAAAAUAUAUCCACUUGCACAAAACACAGAACAAACUUUGAUAAAAUAUAGCCGUCCAUCCAGACGUAUUUGCUCAAAAUGGAUGAUGGCCGUAGAAACCAGGGGAGCCAUGGGCUUGGUGAUUAUCGCUACCAGGAUGGUGGCUACACAAGUUAUGCUCCCAACGACCCAACCUAUCACACUGGGGAGGAGCCCAAUCAGGAAGAAGAUGCUCAGAGCGAUGCUACCGAAGGCCACGAUGAAGACGAUGAAGUCUAUGAAGGAGAGUACCAGGGCAUUCCUCACCCAGAUGACAAGCCCAAGCAGAAGAAGAAAGCCGGCUUGUCCAAUGAGUUCAGAGAUCAUGAUGAGCUUAUAGCAGAAAAGAUGGAAGAUGAAGAGCAGUUGGCUCACCAGUAUGAGAAUAUCAUUGUGGAAUGCGGGCACGGGCGAUUCCAAUGGAUGCUUUUCAUUGUGCUGGGCUUGGCCCUGAUGGCCGAUGGAGUGGAAGUGUUUGUGGUUGGUUUUGUCUUGCCCAGUGCUGAGAAGGACAUGUGCUUAUCAAGCUCCAACAAAGGAAUGCUAGGACUCAUUGUUUAUUUUGGAAUGAUGGUGGGGGCCCUUUUCUGGAGUGGCCUGGCAGACAAACUGGGCCGGAAGCGGUGCCUGAUCAUAUCCCUCUCCAUCAACGCCAGCUUCGCGUUCCUCUCCUCCUUCGUUCAGCAAUACGGCUUCUUCCUCUUCUGCCGCCUGAUCUCCGGUUUUGGUGUCGGAGGUUCCCUGCCCAUCGUCUUUGCCUAUUUCUCUGAAUUCUUAGCCCGUGAGAAGCGAGGAGAACACCUGAGCUGGCUCUGCAUGUUCUGGAUGAUUGGUGGUUUGUACGCCUCGGUCAUGGCCUGGAGCAUCAUCCCACAUUACGGUUGGGGCUUCAGUAUGGGGGCCCAUUACCACUUCCACAGCUGGAGGGUUUUUGUGGUGGUCUGUUCCCUGCCUUGCAUAGCAUCCCUUGUGGCUCUGAAAUUCAUGCCAGAAAGCCCACGUUUUUUGUUAGAGAUUGGUAAGCAUGAUGAAGCAUGGAUGAUCCUUAAGCAAGUCCAUGAUGUCAACAUGAGGGCCAAGGGAGAGCCAGAAAGGGUAUUUACGGUAGCUCAGAUAAAAACUCCCAAGCAAGUUGAUGAAUUUAUUGAAAUACAGAGCUCCACCGGAACAUGGUACCAACGUUGCUUUGUUAGAGUCAUGACCACCAUCAGACAGGUAAUAGACAAUGUGGUUUAUUGUCUGGCAGCGCAGUACAGAAUGAACACACUAUUACUGUCAGUUAUCUGGUUUUCAAUGGCAUUAAGUUAUUAUGGCCUGAUUGUCUGGUUCCCCGAUAUGAUACGGUAUUACCAAGAGGAAGCAUAUAAGUCUGAGAGGAAGAUAUUCGAGUCAGAAUUAGUGAAGGACUUCACCUUUGACUUCAAUCUCCGAAACCAGCUCUACUUGAAUUGGACAUUCAAGAAUGACAGGUUCAUUCAAAUGAAAAUGCGCGAUGUGACUUUUGACAACUCCCUCUUUGAGGACUGUCAUUUUGAAGAUGUGACAUCCAGCGAGACCUUCUUCAAAAAGUGCACUAUUGUAAAUACCAUCUUCUAUGACACAGAUCUCUACAUGUACAAAUUCAUUGACUGCCAAUUAGAGAACGUCUCUUACGUUGAGGAGAAGAAGGGUUGCCAGCUGGAUUUUGAAGAAGACAACGAUUUCCUCAUUUACCUUGUCAGCUUCUUGGGCAGCCUUUCCGUCUUGCCUGGUAAUAUCAUCUCAGCUCUGCUGAUGGACAAAUUAGGAAGAAUCAAGAUGAUCGGGGGGUCCAUGCUGAUCUCGGCAGUGUGCUGUUUCUUCUUGUUCUUUGGCCACAGUGAGUCAGCCAUGAUCGGAUGGCAGUGUCUCUUUUGCGGCACGAGCAUCGCUGCCUGGAACGCUUUGAACGUCAUCACCGUAGAGCUGUAUCCCACACAUAAAAGAGCCACAGCCUUUGGGAUACUCACCGGUGUCUGUAAAGUUGGGGCCAUCUUGGGAAACUCCAUCUUUGCCUCUUUUGUUGGGAUCACCAAAGUGAUCCCCAUUCUUCUGGCUUCUUCUGCUCUAGUAGUAGGAGGCCUCCUAUCCCUGCGGCUGCCGGACACGCGGGACCAAGUCCUGAUGUGAGCAGCUGGAGGAUGAACCGCAACACCGGCCUACGGUGAAGAGACCUGCUUAGAAGAAAAUCAAAAUGUCUACCGAUAUUUCUCUGCCAAUACCUCAUAUUUUGUGGGGAAAGGGGGAGAAGAAGAGACCUUCUAUUGAAGGAAGGUUAAAACCCUGAUUCUAGGACUAUUGUGUAGUGAUGGUGGAGCCCACACAGCCAGUCAAAAUGCAUGAUACACCCCUUACCUGACAAAUAUGUGCAGAGUUCUAAUCAGUAGCCACCACAGCCUACUAGAUUGGAGAAAUUCUACAUUAAAAGGAAUGUAUAAACAUCAAUUUACAGUAGAUAUCAAUAUAGCUUGAUAUCUGUAUUUCUAGAGUUUUCCAGGAAAUUUUUAUCUAUCUAUCUAUCUAUCUAUCUAUCUAUCUAUCUAUCUAUCUAUCCAUCCAUCCAUCCAUCCAUCUCAUCUAAUCCAUCCAUCCAUCUGUCUAAUCCAUCUCUCUCUCUAUCAUCUAUCUGUCUAUCUAUCUAUCCAUCCAUCCAUCCAUCCAUCCAUCCAUCCAUCCAUCCAUCCAUCCAUCCAUCCAUCUAUCUAUCUAUCUAUCUAUCUAUCUAUCUAUCUAUCUAUCUAUCUAUCUAUCUAUCUAUCCAUCCAUCCAUCCAUCCAUCCAUCCUCUCUAUCUAUCUAUCUAUCUAUCUAUCUAUCUAUCUGUCUGUCUGUCUGUCUGUCUGUCUGUCUGUCUGUCUGUCUGUCUGUCUGUCUGUCUGUCUAUCUAUCUAUCUAUCUAUCUAUCUAUCUAUCUAUCUAUCUAUCUAUCUAUCUAUCUAUCUUCCAUCAUCCAUCAUUUAUCUAUCUUCUCCUUUCUCCAAGAGCAAGGUAGAAUACAUAACGCUCCUUCCAAUUUUCCCCCACAAAAAACAAUUCUUUUUUUUUUAGGUUGGGCUUAGGUAGACUCACUGGCCUCAGGUCCCCCCAUGCAUUUCCACGGAGAAGACAUUUGAACCUGGAUGUCCCAGGCGCUAGAUAUGCAGUUGAAUCCCUAGACCAGUGCUUCUCAACUUUGGCACUUCAAGAUGUGUGGUCUUCAACUCCCCAAACUCAAUUCUGGGAAUGGAAGUCCAGACAUCUUCAAAGUCGCCAAAGCUGAGAAACAUCAACCCCACAUCUAAGGUUCAGAGAAUUCUUUUGGAAAAAUGUCAGCCAUCAGCCCCACAUUUGGUAGAAGGUAGAGUCUUAUUUAGGGGAUCCUAAAGUAACCCUGCCUAUAUUUUCAGGGAGGGAUGCUCAGCCUCUUCUCCUGUUGUCUCCGAAUAAACAAAUCCCGUUCUUCUUUUAUGGAAUUGGAGGAAUCAAAGGCCAUUUAGUCCAAUCCUUUACUCAGGUCAUUUAGAUUUUGUAUUCCGUUUGAAAAAGUCUGGCCCAUAUUUGCAUUAUAUAUAUUAUAUAUAUGCACAUGCAAGCAAACACACACACACAAACAUUGUUCUGAAGUAUGCAUGUAAACACACAGACACACACAUACACAGCAACACACGUACUCUGAAUAAACAACCCAUUUCAUUCUCAUUGAUGGUCUCAAACAAAGCAGAAUGCUUCCAAUUUUCCCCAUGGAUAUUUUAAUCCCUGUAAUGGACUCUGAAGUAGAAAGAGAAAGUGCUACUAAUGCUAAUUUAACCCAUUGGACAGUAUUCUAGUACUCUAUUGGGCAAUAUUUCUACAAAAUGAGUUGUUUUUCUGCUGCUGUCUUUGAUUGAAUCGGUUCCAUCUGAAUGCUGUUUUCCAGAACCAAAUAUGUCCUUCCUCUACCCCAUGAAGAAGGGCAAGGAUUUAAUUCAUCAAUGUAGAAAACAUAAAACUAUUGGAAAUUAUUGUGCACUAUAGCCGUAUGAAUGCGUGGCAAUAGUUGAAUUAUUGAUAGAUGUCCAUUUAACUGGAAUUAAUGCAAAGUACAGAUUGGGGCACAGUCCUUUCCAUCCUCUGAGGACCGUGGCUACUAAAAGUUUCUUUGUAGUACAGACUGAAAAUGCAUCAUCGGCUAGAGGAAAAGAAGAUUUUUCGGGAGGAGGAAGCCUGUAACUCUGACAUUGCUUAGGCUGUCUUGUUCUCAAGUAUUCCAUGCCAUGGUCAAUUUUAGGAGGCAUGGAGGGAAGUCAACAUUGGUGUAUAGGGCAAAGACAUAUUUCAGGUUAUCGAGAUGCCCGCGGUCCGUGGAUGGAGAUGGCAAGAGAUUGUGAUUGCCAAGAAAAGGCAGAGUGACUUUUACGGCUGUCCUGAAGACAUGCAAUCCCACAGUUGGGGAUGUGGAGUUUUGACCCAUGCUUUGGACUUAUUGCCGAGGCGUCCAGGAAGACUCUGAGAUGAGAAAGCGAUCGACUGGAUGCUUUUCAGGAAUCUUCAUCCGCGCCAGGAUCCAAAGACUUCUCACAAAAUUCUUACAUCCUGUUUUGUAGGCAGUUUGCAGAAGACUUGCUGCUGACAUUGCUAUCUUAUCUAUCUAUCUAUUGCUCUGCUUACAUUGACAAAAUUGCUUCAAAAAUAAAAAUAAAAAUAAAAAAUCAGGGGGAAAAAAAGAAGCCAUCCUCAGAGAAAAUGCCAUAAAAAUGAAAACAAGCAAAUCAAAACCCUGCGCCUCUCAAUGUAAGGAUACAGCAAUCAAAUCACAAUCAAAUCUCAGUUACGGUCCAAGACCAGCAUAACCAUAAUGAUACCUAUGGCAUAGAUAAGACUCAGUUGCAUACUGUCCAGCUGAUGCAUGUACAGCAUUCUCUGGCAUCUGUUCAAUGAGCUUGAGAUCCCAGCUGCUUCCUCCUCGUUGUCUUAAAUAUCCAAAAGCCAUAGGAUCUGGUCCAUUCUUAGGGAAACAAAAAUAUGGACAUGGAUGGGUUCCAGAACCAGACCUGAAUCUUCCCAUUUCCUCUUGUGAUGUUCUCCUGCACUUCUACGGACUUGUUUUGUACCCAGCCUGCAACUUGUGUAUUAAUACAGCUACCCGCUAAUUGUGGGGACCUAUAGCCGUAGCGUUAUGUGUACACUGAAAAAACAAACAAAACCCCGUGUUAUUGAAUAGAUGCGAUCACUAUCCACGCUGACCUUUCCUUUAGACACUCGUCCUAAAAAAACCCAACCCUACUUCAUCUUGUAUAUCAACCUCCCUAGAAUGCAUACCCGUCACCUUGAAUUUCAUGUCGGGCAAUGAGAUUGCAAUAAAUUACAGACCAAAUGGGUCAUCCUGAG